Molecule: messenger RNA, 1242 nt
Organism: Eriocheir sinensis (Chinese mitten crab)
Lineage: Eukaryota; Metazoa; Arthropoda; Malacostraca; Decapoda; Varunidae
Product: deubiquitinase DESI2-like
Exons: 7
Coding region: 166-1137 (323 amino acids)
Biological process (GO): protein deubiquitination
Molecular function (GO): deubiquitinase activity
Source: RefSeq, a predicted model, not a curated record
AAGGGAGAGAAGAAGAGGAGGAAAGAUCUCUCCAUUCUCUCCAUUCCUCCCUCCCUCCUCCCUCCCUUCCUCCAUGUCCAGGCAAAGGGUCUUCUCCCCCUCCAGGGCCACAGGUUGGACACUUUCAUUGAUGCGAGGGUGACGGGAACAGCAGGGUUUCUAUGAAUGUCGCAAGGCCCCGUGACCUGCCGGCUGUCCUUUGCCAGCUGCCUGGGGCCCGCGGGGGGAGACGACGCGGACCUUGACGCAGCCUACCUCAAUAUGGCCAGGCAGCCCGUCAUCCUCAACGUAUAUGACAUGUACUGGAUCAACGAGUACACUUCAUCCAUCGGCCUGGGUGUGUUCCACUCAGGGGUGGAGAUAUACGGCACAGAGUUUGCCUAUGGGGGCCACCCCUUCCCCUUCUCCGGCGUGUUUGAGAUCACGCCCAGGGACGCGGAGGACCUCGGAGACCAGUUCAAGUUCAAACAAAGCAUCCACCUGGGCUACACAGACUUCACGGAGGACGACACCAAGCGCAUCGUGGCGGAGCUGGGCAAGGACUUCCGGGGCGACAGAUAUCACCUCAUGAACAAAAACUGCAACCACUUCUCCUCCGCCCUCACACAGAUACUGGUUGGGCGCGAAAUCCCGACAUGGGUCAACCGGCUUGCGUACGUGUCCUCCUGUGUCCCCUUCUUGCAGCGAUGUCUACCCAGGGAGUGGCUGACCCCUGUGGCACUGCAGCAGACUAUCGACCGGCCCUCCCCUGGGACACCAAACUCCCCUGGGACGCCAACUCCACCCUCCAUACAACACCAGUCCAUCACCACCACAAUCCACUCUAGCGACGGUGGUGGUGGUGAGGGGGGUGGUGGUAGGCGGAGUGGGGGUGGUAGUGGGUCCCAUCACCACAAUCACCACCACCACCACCACCGUCAUCACCACCAGGCCAGGGCGCGGAUCACCACGGCCUCCACCAACACCUCCGCCAAUGUCGCGAACUCCUCUGGUAACCCUUCCUCCUCCUCCUCCUCUUCCACCUCCUCCUCCUCCGCCUCCUCCACCUCCCCCCCCUCCUCGUCCAACGUGGGGUCAACGUCGUCGUCAGCUGGAGGGUCGAGGCGGAGUUCCUCGCACCCGAGGAACUCGCUAUAAGGGCGGUUGGGGUGACCUGUGUUGACCUUUUGUUUGACCUUUGUUUUGACCCUUGAUUUGAUAACUUGUUUUACUGAUAAGAUUUUGAUUUGACCUGAGUCUUGA